Messenger RNA from Suillus subalutaceus, 189 nucleotides. RefSeq lists its product as uncharacterized. The transcript is spliced from 2 exons. The annotation marks the transcript as partial. The record is from RefSeq and is a predicted model, not a curated record. NCBI's taxonomy places the organism in Eukaryota, Fungi, Basidiomycota, Agaricomycetes, Boletales, Suillaceae.
UACCAAGUCGACUACAACACCGCUGCUAUUCGUGACUCUCAGGUUGGCUACAACAUCUGUAAAUCCACCAUCGAGAACCAGAACUCCAUGUGCCGAACUGCAUAUUUCGCCCCCAACUACACUAUCGGCGAUACCGAGCAGGAGGAGGUUCCAUGUUGCACCAAGCCUGACCACGGAACUCGUCUCAUU